Messenger RNA from Bicyclus anynana (squinting bush brown), 1556 nucleotides. RefSeq lists its product as uncharacterized. Bases 504 to 1235 code for a protein of 243 amino acids. Lineage: Eukaryota; Metazoa; Arthropoda; Insecta; Lepidoptera; Nymphalidae. The record is from RefSeq and is a predicted model, not a curated record. The transcript is spliced from 4 exons.
UUUUAGUGAUACCAUGUUAUUUCCCUCGAUUCCCCUCGAUUUCUCCAGGAUCCCAUCAUCAGAUCCUAACAUUAUUACAAUAGAACCAAUUGAAAAGCAUACCCUCUGAAACGAAAAAAUAAUUUUUCAAAUCGGUUCAGGCGUCUUCGAGUAAUCGGUGAACAUACAUAAAAAAAAGAUUCCGACGAAUUGUCAUUAUAGAUACGUUUUUCAAAACAGUUUUUUUUACUUUUUCCUAAAAAUCUUACGUGUCCGCCACUAGGGUACUUCCUUCUACAAGAUUGUCUUCUUCCUAGAAGUCAGAAAUAAACAAUUUAUAUUCUAUCCAAGUUCCUAUUCCAUAUAUGUAGCACUUUAUUAGUUUGCUAUUAAGUACUGUCCAUUGUAUUAAUGUUAGCGUUGUUGCAAUUUAACAACAGACGUGUUGGCGUUCCCCAAGGGAGUGUCUGUGGUUUGAUUUUUUUUAAUAUAUAUAAAUUCAUGUUUGUUAAGUGUUUAUAAAGAUGUCGGAUAUGAAUGAGUGUACGAGUAAGAUCUGGUCUAGAUUUGAAGCGAAGAAGCAGGAUGGCAGUGUUAUUAAACUAAGAAUACAAAGUUGGCAAUUACAAUCCAAAGAUGAUGUUUACGAAUUUAUUUUGAAACAUUUUGUUUCCGGUGAAGCAAUUCAUAAAGCUGCAGGCAUAACUAGAAAUCCAGAAGCUUUGAAGGAAUACGGGGAACUAUUGGACCUGCAUUUCAAAGUUGCCCCACUCUGCGCCGAAGUGUGUUGUGUUGACAAUGAUGGAACUACUGUUGACCAAAUUCUGGGUGUGUCGAUGACACAGCUCAUGACAAAUACACAAAAAUUAGAGGAUAUAACUAAAGAGUUGGACCUUAAAACGGCAGAAAUACAACAAUUACUGCACGCAGCGAAAGUACUAGAAGGCUAUCUUCAGCCUCAUAUAAGCAGCUACAAUACAUUUUAUUUUGGUAGGGGCCUCAUCGUACAUCCAGAAUAUAGAAAAUUAGGAAUAGCCAAUGAGUUUAUUAAAGUAAGAAAGUUGGUUUGCAUCGCAAAUAAUGUCCCUAUGACAUGCGCCGGUAUGUCAGCGGUGGGUAGCCAAAAGGCGGCUGAAAAGAACAAUUGGAAGACCUUCGUAGAUAUACCUAUAGACGAACUCGAGAAGAAUACUGGACUUGUAUUCGAAAAGGACUCCAUCUUGAAUCACAACAUAAUGUACACAACGACAGAGUAGCAUGGAAAACAAUUGGAUCUGAUUUAUGAAAUCUUGUAGUACAUAUGUCAUUUCAUACUUAAGCUCUAUUAUGAUAGGUGUCCACAUAUCCGCAUCGUACGUAUCUGAUGCAUCGUGUCAAACGGGUAUUCAAUUUCACGGUCUUUCUAUAUAAAGAAUAUUACAAUCCGUUUGAUGUGAUGCGCCCGAUACGUCCGAUGCGAUGAUAUGUGAACGCUUACCAUUAAGGGACGGUUUCACUGCCUUUUGAUAAGUGUCGGUUAUUUACAUGUUUUGUCUUUGUCAUUUGACAUGUAUUAAGAAAGUGACAAAGCUUACGUU